AUGGGUGACUCUUCUAAAGACUCGUCCAAUGAAAUGGAAGCAAAAGAUAAAGAAAACGUACAACAGGGUGAUGCAGCUACUUCCACGUUAACUUCGGAUUUGGAGGAAAAGGAGAGCACUACCGAUCAAAAUGGUUGCGACGCAGAGGAACUGCUAACCAUACAGGAUAUCAUUGACGACGAAGCGUCCUGCCGUGAAACUGCCCGGGUUUUGCUCGGGGCUCAAGACUCAUCCGUAUGCACUUAUCCCGAGGGUUAUAAACCGCGACAAGCGCUCUUUGCUUGUCUAACGUGUGCAUCAGAUCCGGAGAAGAAUGAAGCUGGCAUCUGUUAUGGUUGUUCGUUGCAUUGUCAUGAAGAUCACAAUAUUGUGGAGUUAUUCACAAAGCGUCGCUUCAGGAGAAAGAUGUUUCCAACAAGGACAAUCAGUACAAUCACAAUUUUGCUGGAUUGUUUUGUGUAUGGAAAAAAGACGUAUCCUUGUGAUGAAAUAGAUGAAACAAUGCAUCAAUGUGUGGCAUGCGAGGAUUGGUUCCAUCUAUCGCACCUAGACGAAAAUUGCGCUACAGUAGCUGAGGAACGAGAGAAAGCGGGACAGCAAGACUUCAGUUUGCUUUGCAAGGACUGCGCCUCUCGGCUCCCUUUCCUGUCUCGGUUAUGUAUCGAUGAAGCUGGUGAGGGUACAGUGUGUUUCUCAUCAGUCCCAGAGACGAAAGAAGGACCAUUUCUGCUUGCUGACGGUUUCCGCACCCGCUUAUGUCGAUGUGAGGAAUGCGUGAAACUUUACGAACGCCUCGGAUGCGAGUUUUUUAUCGAUCCUGAAGAUGAUAUCGAAGAAUUCACGAAGGAGAACAUUGAGAAGACAGCAGACGAGAAGGAACCGGACGCAGACGCGAUAGUGAAUGAGAUUGUGCAGACUGCAGGAAGAGAUGUCGCUAUACAUGUACUACAAGGUAUCAACGCUCUCAAAAGGAACCUGCAGAAUUUCAUGCGUGAAAAACAAGAAGAAGGCGUUUGUGUGAUCACUGCUGAACAUAUCAAUUCAUUUUUCGACAAAAUCAAGCGCAGCCGUACUGAAGAAGCGUCGGGAGAUGAUUUUUGA
Cooperia oncophora is the source of this 1101-nucleotide messenger RNA. The record is from the annotation of a GenBank genome assembly. Lineage: Eukaryota; Metazoa; Nematoda; Chromadorea; Rhabditida; Trichostrongylidae.